AUGCUUCAAAGAACUGUUAUUAGGCUACAUUUACAACAACAAAUGAGAGCAGCAGCAAUUGCAACAUCUGUGCAUGGAAGUGGUUCAGAAAAUUAUUCAAUUCAUUCACUUGAACAAAUGCCAUCCACCUAUUUUCCUAUAGACCAUCCUUGCACUAUUCCAGCUGAUGGACAACCACAUAAGAUUGAUAUUGCACAUAUUGAACUUUUGCCUACUUAUUGGCAUGAAUGUGUUCCUUCUCGGAUGUCAAGUGCAUUCAUCAAUGCGAAGUUGGUAAAUUGUUCGCCAUUACCACUACUUCCUGGGCCACUUUCUGUCUUUUUCAACAACAGCUUUGUGUCUACUAGUAAUUUAAAACUUGUACUUCCUGGAGAAGAGUUUCGCUGUUUAUUGGGUGUAGAUCCAGCCAUCAAAGUAGAAUACAAAAGGGCAAAUACUUCAAACGAGCAGUUCGGUUUUAUGACAAAGAAAAGUUUAUCAACACAUGAACAAGCAAUUUCUUUACGAAAUGCAAAGGCUAAUCAAAGUGUUCAAAUAACAAUACGUGAACCUGUACCGAAAGCUGUUGAUGACCAAGUUAAGAUUGCUCUAAUCCAUCCAGACCUCAAAGCCCAAAAAUCGGAAUGUCGACUAAACAAAGAGCAUAAUUUGGAAUGGACUGUUAAACUUGCACCCGGUGAACAGCGCGAACUUGUUGUUAAGUGGACAGCUGAAUAUCCGGCACAGGAGGUGAAAUAUAGUUCUCAAAAAUUUUUGGUGGGGAAAAAUAGAAAAUUUUGAGAGAAUUAUAUAAUUUUGGAAAAAGUUUCAGG
Molecule: messenger RNA, 812 nt
Organism: Meloidogyne enterolobii
Lineage: Eukaryota; Metazoa; Nematoda; Chromadorea; Rhabditida; Meloidogynidae
Source: the annotation of a GenBank genome assembly